AAAAAACUUUUUAAGUCCAGCAGUCAUCUGAUGCGCUGAUUUCCAGUAUAACAACUUAACUAUAUUCUGGGGAUUUAAAGAACCCAGGAAUCCUGAAUACUUCUCUGCAAAGGUGCGUCUUCCUGGCAGCUGCAGGUGCAUUAAUGAAAUCUAUUACUUCAAGAGGCAAACCUGAAUAUCUUUGGAUGCACCAUAACAACACGACAUAUGGAAUGUUUUACUAAUUAAGAACAAGAUAUAAAGGGGUCUGAGAAAUGGAGAACAAAUGGUUCUUAUCUGUUAUUCAGGAGGACUUUAGAGCUGGAAAAAUUAGUGUAGAAAAAACAGCAAAAUUACUUGAAAAGCUAAAUAUCCGUUGUGACGGUAAUCAUGUCAAAUGUGUUUUUAAGGAAAAUGACACACAUAGAAAUGGAAAAAUAACCAUAGAGGAAUUUAGAAGAAUUUAUAGAAAUUUUGCCUACAGAGAAGAAGUUGUUGAGAUUUUCAAUACCUAUUCUUCAAACCGCAAAAUGUCUGAACAAAAUCUGAUAAAAUUUCUUAAACAAGAACAAUAUGUUCAGAUGAGUGAUACCAUUGCUUCUGAAAUAAUUCAAAAAUAUGAGCCCAUCAAAGAAGCGAAAAAACAACACCAGAUGACGAUUGAAGGAUUUAUAAGAUACAUGAACUCAGAUGAUUGCUUGCUAUUUAAAAAGGAUUGCACACAUGUUUACCAUGAUAUGACUCGUCCUUUAAAUGAUUACUUUAUUUCAACUUCUCAUAACACCUACCUGAUUUCUGGUCAAUUAAUAGGGCCAAGUGAUCUUUGGGGCUAUGCAAGUGCUCUUGUGAAGGGAUGUCGUUGUUUAGAAAUUGACUGCUGGGAUGGAUCACAAAAUGAACCUGUUGUAUAUCAUGGGCAUACACUAACAAGCAAGAUUCUGUUUAAAACUGUCAUCCAAGUGAUCAAUAAGUAUGCAUUUAUGGCCUCUGACUACCCAGUGGUACUCUCUCUAGAAAAUCACUGCUCCCCUCAGCAACAAGAAAUAAUGGCAAAUAAUCUACAAAGUAUUCUUGGGAAUACACUUCUUUCUGAUAUCCUUGAAAAAUUUCCAGAUGUACUACCUUCACCUGAGGCAUUGAAAUUUAAAAUACUAGUAAAAAAUAAGAAAAUUGGAACAAUAAAGGAGACAAUUGAAAGACUGGGCAGAGACAAACAUGGUCAGAUACUAGAAUGUGAAGAGGAGGAGGAAGAAGAAGAAGAUGAAAUAGAAGACUAUUCAAAAGAACUUAUUAGUCUACCUAUAAUUAAAGAGAGCAAAGAAAAAGAGGUGGAAGAAAAAGCAUCUAUAAUAAAGCAGUUCAUUAGUUAUUCUAAAAAAAAAAGGAUCAGGAAGAUAAAAAUAGCCUUGGAGCUGUCAGAUCUUGUCAUUUAUACCAAAGCUGAGAAGUUCAAAGGCUUUCAUCAUGCCCAGCUUUAUCAGAAAUUCAAUGAGAAUAAUUCUAUCGGAGAGUUACUUGCAAGAAAACUUUCAAAACAGAAAGCUCGUGAAUUUAUCUCACAUACUAACAACUUCAUUACAAGAAUAUAUCCCAAAGCAAGCAGAACGGAUUCUUCUAAUUACAUUCCUCAAGAAUUUUGGAAUGUAGGAUGUCAGAUGGUGGCCUUAAAUUUCCAAACUCCUGGAUUACCUAUGGAUCUGCAGAAUGGGAAAUUUCUAGAUAAUGGUGGCUGUGGAUAUCUUUUAAAACCAGAAAUCCUGAGAAAUCCUAAAUUAAACUUCUCUCCAAAUGAAUUGAAAGAAUAUAAUCCAACUAUACUUUCAAUAAGGCUCAUAAGUGGUUUCCAGUUGCCUCCUACUAAUAGGAAUGACCCACUAGUGCUGAUAGAAAUAUAUGGCAUUCCAGAUGACCAAACAAAACAACAGACCCAUGUAGUUAGGAAAAAUGAUCAUCAGGAAAAUGUUUACAGACUUUGGGACAAAUUAUGUUCUACCAUAGAGGAAGAAAGAAAAUCAUCAACUUGUGUUAAGUACCCAAGUUAAUGUCAAACUGAAUACAACCAGAGUAAAACUGAAGCCCAGUGGUAGGACAAACCAAGAUGACAUGCCAUGGCUCAGAAUGCAGUAGAUCUGAACAAGCUCUAAGUACUCCACGGUACCUGCUUCAGGCACUUUCAUGGCCCUUGCAAGAAAUUGUUCUCAUCUGUCUAUUCCACUAGGGAAAGUUUUCACACACUUGGGGUGGAUAUCUCCCUAACUUAGUGAAGAUCUGAGACCUGUUAUUCUCAAUCUGAUUUAUCCUGUCUGUUUUUUUGGGGAGUGGUGCUGCUGUGCAUGCUACAACUUCUUGGAGCCACAGGUGAAAAGUGAGUGAAUUAGGCACAAAAGGUGCAUGAAGAGCCCUGCAAAGGAUUGGCAAGCCCUCACACCAGAGGUGCUAUUCCUACUGAACACCCCAUUCAUCCCAGCUAUUAUGCAGGUAUAUUCUAUGUAAAUAUAGAUACAAAGAACUUAAAAAUACAGUAAGACUUUUGUAAUAUCCUCAAUAUGUAUAGAUAAAUU
Sarcophilus harrisii (Tasmanian devil) is the source of this 2540-nucleotide messenger RNA. It is a transcript of the gene PLCZ1, whose product is annotated as phospholipase C zeta 1. Gene Ontology annotation, cellular component: nucleus. The record is from RefSeq and is a predicted model, not a curated record. NCBI's taxonomy places the organism in Eukaryota, Metazoa, Chordata, Mammalia, Dasyuromorphia, Dasyuridae. Gene Ontology annotation, biological process: intracellular signal transduction; positive regulation of cytosolic calcium ion concentration involved in egg activation; lipid metabolic process. Gene Ontology annotation, molecular function: phosphatidylinositol-4,5-bisphosphate phospholipase C activity; calcium ion binding. The transcript is spliced from 14 exons. The coding region runs from base 255 to 2021 and encodes 588 amino acids.